GGUGCUGCUAUUAAGUACUAAACACUAAAGUGCAUAUAUGCUAUAGGUAUCAUCAGAAAGAGGAGACUUCUGUCUUUCCGCUAAUACAUACUAUAUAGCACUUUGCUUAAUAGAUAGACAAUCAGUUAUGGUGGAUUUGUAUGAAUUACUUAAAAUUCCGAAACAUUACCACACUUUUGUGAGUCGCUGUAGCUCAAUUUUUGCCCUUGCAUCAUCCAAAGCUCGCUUUUGUUACCAUCAGAGUUUUUUUUCUUGUCCUUUUUUAUUGAUUUAUCUAGCUAGUAUGAACACUCAAUUAACAUAUGGUCAAGCCUAUUGUCUGGUUUUUGGCUUUCCCCCAACUAAAGAAAAUCAUGAAAAAACAAAGCAAUACUUUGACACAAGUCUUCUAGAUGUGUGUUAUAUAGAUUCACUUGGACCAAGGCGUCCCAUUGCAACGGUUCGAGGUCUUAUUUCUCGUGAUCCUUUCACAUACCAUUCAUAUUCUUAUGCUCCCCCUUUAAGCCCAUCAAAGUACUUUGUUAAAGAAUCAAAAUCAUGACCAUGAAUUACGCAAUGGAUGAGGGCAGAUGGUUCGUUUGGUAGAGUAGAAAGAAUACGCGUAUCAGGAGCUCAAGCACGUGGUCGUUGGCUUUGGAGACUUAAAAAAUGCUAUCAUAUGCCUAUUAACUUCUACAAAGAAUAAAAAAGACAUGUAGAAGAAGAGGCAGAUGUAGUAACAAUCGGGUAUGCUCGAAAGUCCUAUGGAAAUGAAGCCAUAUUAACACAUAUUCGCCUACUAUAGCUUCAAGUUGACAAGUUGCGUGAUAGAUGUCUCGCAAGAAAGGUGUUUGCCUCUUCACGUUGCAGUGCUGCAAUGCCUUUAGAAGCUCGUGAUAAGAAGUUGUAAUAUUUCUUUUAAAAUAUCAAAUAAAAAAUAUUAGAAAAUAAAAAAUAAUAAUUAAGACAAAAAGAGUCAACGAGACCGAACAAUAGUUC
Messenger RNA from Cokeromyces recurvatus, 978 nucleotides. RefSeq lists its product as uncharacterized. The record is from RefSeq and is a predicted model, not a curated record. The transcript is spliced from 2 exons. Lineage: Eukaryota; Fungi; Mucoromycota; Mucoromycetes; Mucorales; Mucoraceae. Bases 128 to 541 code for a protein of 137 amino acids.